This is a messenger RNA of Microbotryum saponariae, 1185 nucleotides long. The record is from the annotation of a GenBank genome assembly. Lineage: Eukaryota; Fungi; Basidiomycota; Microbotryomycetes; Microbotryales; Microbotryaceae.
AUGAAGAGCAGCAGCCGGAACAGGGCCUUGUUCUUCCCGCUCAAGUCCCUGCACUUCGUCCGUGGCAAGACCGGCCGUUUUGGAGUCGGCCUGCUGCGAUCGUGCGAACCAACCGUAGGUGGCUUUCGAUUUCCCCUCGUAACCUCGAUUGUCGGACCUGACUGACCUCCUCAUAAAUCGAUCCGCAACACACUCGUGUACAGCGAUGUGGUCUUGCAUCAUCGCAUUCGUAAUCGUGGUAUCAAUUGAUACCAUGGUUUUCGUCAUGCUGGAUGGCUCGACAGUCACUUUCGCCGCCGGUCUGCUGGUCGAGGUCGUUGGAAGCGCCGGCGCGCUGCUGCUGACGAGGUCCGCGCUUAAGCAACCGGUGCACCAGGCUACCCACAACCACGACCAAAACCACAAGUGAGUUUUGUGUGAUGUAUGGGUUUCAGGAUGGAACUAAUACAAAUGGGUUCAAUCCUUCCCAGCGCUGAGCUCAAGCUCGCCUCUCCGAGCGUGAGCGUCCUCAUCCUUUCUUUUCUUUGGUCUGUUCUGGGCUUCCACUCCCGUCUCCUUAGUAGCUCUCCAACCCUCCGAUCCUUCUUUCUCGGGAUAACAAGGUUGCUGUCCUUGCAUGAAAUCAAUUCUCACUCUGGCGCCUUACAAAGUCACCUAGAAUAGACAAUCCUGCAUAAAUCACCUAGGACUACGGAUCUUGGUCGAGCACGGUCUCCUUCCUAGUCACUUUUCCAACGGCAGUCUCAUGACCGAUUGAGCCGAAGUGUGCUCGUGGACCUCGACGGGAUGGUAGAUCUGGGCAGUGCGUCUGCGGCGUCGGAACUUGCAGAAAGUGCAGUAGGUAUUCGACUGUCUAGCAUGGCCGGUUGAAGGUGACUGACGACUGCGCGACUAUCUACGCACGGAGUCCUGGCCUUCCUAGCUAAGGCAGGACAUCCGGACGAAGGAGGUCGCCAGGUGAUAGCACCUCAUUCAGUCUGGCACCUCGUAGAGGGGUUGGCCAACAUCAACCAGUUCGUGGUCUGCAAGCGUCCGGGAGGACCUACCGCCUCGAUGAGCAUGUCGCUGAAAGCUUGCUCGCUGUGGACGAAAUUCAAUCACGAAACAUCGCAGAUCGCCAUCUGCUCGAAAAGCAUGCACUGGAUUGGGCUAAAUUGGCGUAUGGCAAUCUGCGACGUCCCCUGA